GCAGCAUGUUUGUUCCGGUACAACUGGCUGUCCUUCGUCUACCUCAUCUACCUCUUGCUGAUCCCACUGUUCGCCGAGCCGACGAAGACCACGAUGCGAGGACACACAGGGCGUUUGCUGAGAUCGCUGUGUUUCACCAGUGUGACGUUCCUGCUUCUGCAUCUCAUCUUCCAAAUCACGAUCAACAGCCUGAUGGCAGGAGACAACAUCGAGCCCGACUUCAACUGUUCGUCGUGGGAGAGAUCCAUACGACAGCUGGGGUUUGAAAGUGUCCGAGGGGCAGACGCCGGGAACGGCAUCCGCGUGUUCAUCCCGGACAUCGGCAUGUUUGUGGUGGGUCUGGUGACGUGGCUCCUGUGCCGGAGUCUGGAGAAGCCCACGCUCAAGGACCUGCAGCACAACAGCCACGAGCAGGAAAAGGAGGAUGAAGAAGAAGACAAGAAAAGUGAGAAGCUUGAGGACGAGCUGCUGUUCGAAGACUUUGAGCUGGGCGAUGAAGACUGUGCUCUUCCUGAGGAUGAAGAAGAUGACGACGAAGAAGAAGAAGAAGGAGAACUCGAGGAGGCCGACGUCGAAGAAAGUACCAAGAUGAAGAUCCUGCGGCAGAUAGCAGACGUGGCGUCCAAACUCAAAGAGAUCAUUGGCAAUCUGAUUACCACUGCAGGAAAAGUAGUCGUAACCAUAUUAUUGGGCCUCACAGGUAUGAUGCUGCCGUCUUUGACCUCCAGUGUGUAUUUCUUCACCUUCCUGGGCCUGUGCACCUGGUGGUCCUUCUGCCGGUCCUUCGACCCGCUGCUCUUCAGCUGUCUGUGUGUCCUCAUGGCCAUCUUCAGCGCCGGACACCUCGUCAUGCUCUUCCUGUACCAGUUCCAGUUCUUCCAGGAGGCCGUUCCACCCGGGAACAGCUACGCCAGUCUGUUUGGCAUUUCUCCUGUGGUGAAGACCGACUGCUCGCACACCUGGAUGUUUAAAGUGAACCCUGACCUGCCGUGGCACCACUUCGUCAAUCCCAUCAUGCUCUUGGUGCUGUAUUACACCCUGGCCACACUCAUCCGCCUCUGGCUUCAGGACUCAGAGGACAUGCAGGAGGGAGAGAGAGAGGAAGGAGAGGAACCGGCGUCUCCUGAGAGCGAUCCCGCCGUUCACACUGCGGACACGAAGAGGCGGCUCUGGAGAAUGGCACACUAUCGCACGGAUAAGAGAAAUCUGCUCACCACACAAGACGGCUACAGCUCCCCCGAGGUGUUGGUCGUCACUAAUGGAGCUUCGCUGGACUUCACGUCGGGUCCUCGUGAGAAUGGACCGAAGUCUGUGGAUCUCUACUCAACCCCUCAUUAUAAACCCGGCCGACCCGAGUCUGAUCCACUGAAAAUGGACUGCGGUGUUUACAAGAUGGACUCGGCGUAUGUUGAGCUUCCAGAGGUCCCGCAGGCGUUUGGUGUUGUGCGUGUGAACUCGGCGGUGAAGGCCUUCCGGUUCAUCAUGAAGCAGAGCUACAUCUGCGCCCUCAUUGCCAUGAUGGCUUGGAGCAUCACGUAUGUGAGCUGGCUGACCUUUGUCUUCCUCAUCUGGUCGUGUACGCUGUGGAUGGUGCGGGACCGGAGGAAGUACUCAAUGAUCACCUCUCCAUUCAUGGUGUUUUAUGGGAACUUGCUCAUCAUCCUGCAGUACAUCUGGAGCUUUGAGUCCCUCAAACCAGUGCCUGGGCUCUUCCUGAAGAAAGAAGUGCCCUUCCGGGAAUUGGGAUCGAAAACUCUGUGCCUCCUCAGUUUCUGGCUGUUGCUCAGACAGUUUCUGACUGAGAGGAGAGAGAGAAAGACGGACGAGACGCUUCUGUGUGACGUCAGGGUGGAUGGACACACACUCGAGGAGCACGAGGCCGGUGGACACCGAGAGAUGAUGGAUGUGCUGGGACGGACAGUCAUGGCCAUGUUCAACAAAUACUGGAUCUACAUCUGCGGAGGAAUGUUCUUCUUCGUCAGCUUCGAGGGACGCAUCGUCAUGUACAAGAUCAUCUACAUGAUGAUGUUCCUGUUUUGUGUUGCACUUUAUCAGUUGCACUAUGAGCGGUGGCGAUGGAUGUUGAAGUAUUUCUGGAUGUCAGUGGUGGUCUACACCAUGCUGGUGCUCAUUCUGGUCUACACUUUCCAGUUCGAGUCCUCCAUAAACGUGUGGUCCAACAUGACUGGCAUGAGCAGAGAGAAGCUGGAGGAUCUCGGUCUGGAGAAGUUCUCGGUUCCGGCUCUGUUCACUCGCAUCUUCAUCCCCACGUCGUUCCUGCUGGUGUGUAUCCUACAUCUGCACUACUUCCACGAGCGCUUCCUGGAGCUCACCGACAUCAAGUCAGUGGCCGACAAACAGAAGAGCACGAUCUCCAGGCUGGUGCAUCUGGACGGCAGUCUGGUGGACAUCUCCAUGGUCAAGCCCACGCUCGACUCCAGCGCCAGCCCAGGCGAGGUAGAGGAGACCGCAGACCUGGAGGAAGAGGAAGAGGAGGAGGAGUUCAAACAAAUGGACGAGGAGGAGGAGAAGUCUGAGCCACACGUCGUUCCUAAGAGCGACACCUGCCCGAUGAUGCCGGACCCGGCGCCAGACCAGGGGUCAGCGCUGAGGAAUAAGUGGCACCUGGUGGUGGAGCGUCUGACGGUGUUGUUCCUGAAGUUCCUGGAGUACGUGCAGAAGCUUCAGCUCUUCAUCUGGUGGCUCCUGGAGCUCCACAUCAUCAAGAUCGUCUCCUCCUACAUCAUCUGGGUCUCAGUCAAAGAGGUGUCGCUGUUUAACUACGUGUUUCUGGUGAGCUGGGCCUUCGCUCUGCCGUUCUCCCAGUUCAGAUCGCUGGCGUCGAGUGUGUGCACCGUCUGGACCUGCGUCAUCAUCGUCUGCAAGAUGCUGUACCAGCUGACCUCCAUUAACCCUUCCACAUACUCAAAGUCCUGCAGUAUGCCUAAUAACUACACCGAGGCACAAAGGUUGGACAUGGCCAAGUCUCUUCUCUACAGCGGCCCGGUGGACCCGGCCAACUGGAUCGGGCUCAGAAAGUUCUCUCCACUACUGGAGAACCUGAGGAAUAAUUUAUUGAUGUUGGCCCUCUUGGCGUUCGAGGUGACGAUUUACCGUCACCAGGAUUUCUACCGUAUGAAAAGCAACCUCACCCCUCCAGUCACGAGAACCAUCUUCCACAACAUCACACGGCAACAUCUGGACGACGGCAUCGUCAACUGUGCCAAAUAUUUCAUCAACUACUUCUUCUACAAAUUUGGUCUUGAGACCUGUUUUCUGUUAGCGGUGAACGUGAUUGGCCAGCGGAUGGAUUUCUAUGCCAUGCUGCACGCGUUCGGUCUGAUAGCGGUGAUGUUUCAGCGUCGGAGGAGAGCCAUCGCUCACGUCUGGUCCAAGUAUUGCUGUUUCUUGGCCUUCAUGCUGUCCUUCCAGUACCUGAUGUGCAUCGGCAUCCCUCCCGCCGCCUGCACAGAUUACCCGUGGAGACGCCCGUCGUCCAGCAUGGACUCCAACGUCAUCAAGUGGCUCUACUUCCCCGACUUCCACACCAAGCCCAACUCACUCUUCCUGCUGUACGACUUCUUGCUGCUGCUGUGCGCGUCGCUGCAGGGCCGUGUGUUCGAGGAGGAGUGUGUGACGGCCGUUCAGAUGCUGGCCGGCGAUAAUGUGGAGAUCUGUCGAGACCUGGACGCCGCCAGCUUCAGCCAACACAACCCUGUGCCCGACUUCAUCCACUGCAGGUCGUAUUUGGAUAUGCUGAAGGUGAUCAUGUUCAGCUACCUCUUCUGGUUCGUCCUGACCAUCAUCUUCAUCACGGGCACCACACGCAUCAGCAUCUUCUGCAUGGGGUACCUGGUUGCAUGCUUCUACUUCCUGAUCUUUGGAGGCGAGCUGUUGCUGAAGCCAAUCAAAAGCAUCCUUCAUUACUGGGACUUCCUCAUAGCGUACAACGUGUUCGUGAUCACCAUGAAAAACAUCCUCUCAGUGGCGGCGUGUGGAUAUAUAAAAGCGCUGGUGGCCAAUCACUGCUGGCUGAUCCAGCUCUUCAGUCUGGCCUGCACUAUAAAAGGAUAUUCAAAACCGGAGCAGAACGCACACAAGCAGUGUGAGCUGCCGAGUGACGAGGCGGGCAUCAUCUGGGACAGCAUCUGCUUCGCCUUCCUCCUCCUGCAGAGACGGGUGUUCAUGAGCUACUACUUCCUGCACGUCGUGGCCGACAUCCGGUCCUCGCAGGUCCUCGCCUCCAGAGGAGCGGAGCUAUUCCAGGCAACCAUCGUGAAGGCGGUUAAAGCCAGAAUAGAAGAAGAGAAGAAGUCGAUGGAUCUGCUGAAGAGACAGAUGGACCGCAUCAAAAGCCGACAGCAGAAGUUUAAGAGAGGGAAGGAGAGGAUGUUGUCUUUGGCUCAGGACAGUGGGGAAAGUCACUCAGUGGUGAAGGAGGAAGAGGAUGAAGAUGAAGGAGAGGUCGGUAAAGAGAAGAAGAAAGGCCAAAGGAAGCAGUGGUGGAGGCCUUGGGUUGAUCAUGCAUCCAUGGUUCGAAGUGGCAAUUAUUACUUAUUUGAGACUGAUAGCGAGGAAGAGGAGGAAGAGGACGACAAAAAGGAUGAAGAUCCUCCCAAAAGAUCCGCGUUCCAGUUUGUGUAUCACGCCUGGGUUACGGACUCGAAGACCGCCAUGAAGGAGCGGAGUAAGGAGAGGAGACGCUUCUGGCACAGAUACACGGAGAGACUCUCGCCCUCGCUCGAGCCGGAGGAAGUGCAUGUGGCCGUCGAGGAGAAUCAUGAGGAAGCUGCAGCAGAGGAGGAGGAGGAGGAGGAGGAAGGUCCAGACAACAUCAUGAAGCGAGUGUUUAACAUCGUCAAGUUCUCCUGGGUGCUGUUCCUGGCCCUGCUGGACAGCUUCACGGCCUGGCUGAACUCCAUCUGUCAGGAGCACAUCGACAUCUCCACCGUCCUGCGCAUCGAGCGCUGCAUGCUCACACACGAGGUCAAGAAGGGGAACACUCCCUCACGGGACAGCGUACACAUGUACUACCAGAGACAGAUGUGCGGCCCGGCGUCGGCUCAGUCCAGCCUGGACCGGACUGAGGACGUGUGUUCAGACUUCAGUCCUGUGAGGAGCGAGCGUCCACCCCAGGGUGACGGGGACAACCUGUCCAGUGUGUUCCCAGAAUCCACUGCGCUUUACGACCAGCCUGAGGAAACCAGCGUCCUCAAAACCAGCCAGCGGACUCGAGCCAGACUCUGCCGAGUGCCCAGCGUAGACCUGCAGUCGUCGUCUGCGGACAGUGCAGCGUCCAGUGAGCUCUCGCACCGCACAGAUCUGUACUCGCGCCAGGGCACCAGUGACACCGUCGAGGAGCCCGUGAGCGAACGAGACACACACACACACUGGGCCAGUUCUCCGGACUGGGACCGAGCCGAUAUCCCUCCCUCGUACAGUAAAGCCACGGGCCUGGAUGCGGACGCUGACGGCAGGAGGAUUCGCAUCCGGACACCCGAUGAGAGUCAGUCUAUGCUGUCCAUGAGCCAUCAGCUGACGGCCAAUGAGCUUCUGAGGAGCAGGAUGUUCCACGACGAGACGCUGGAGGAGUCGGAGCACUUCUACCGGUCUCAGCCGCAGCUCCUCCAGCUCCUCUACGCGCUCUACAACACGCUGGUGGCUCGCUCGGAGAUGGUGUGUUACCUGGUCAUCAUCCUCAACCACAUGAUCUCGGCGUCGGUGGCCACACUGGUGCUGCCCAUCCUCAUAUUCCUCUGGGCCAUGCUGUCGGUGCCCCGGCCCAGCAAGCGCUUCUGGAUGACGGCCAUCGUCUAUACGGAGGUCACCAUAGUGAUAAAAUACUUCUUCCAGUUUGGCUUCUUCCCGUUUAACCAAACCAUAGAGCGGGACAAGUCCAAACCGUUCCACCCGCCGAACAUCAUCGGUGUGGAGAAGAAAGAGGGAUACGUCCACUACGACCUGGUCCAGCUCCUCGCGCUCUUCUUCCACCGCUCCAUUCUCAAGUGCUAUGGCCUGUGGGAUGAAGAAGAGCCCCGGCCCGGCGCUCAGACGACCCUCUCUCGUGAUUCAGACAGUGAAGAGAAAGUCCCGGUGUCCAGAACACACUCCUCGGCCCGGCGUCACAGCUCCAGCGUCUCCCGGCGCUCGGCACGCUCCAAAGCAGGCAGCAGGGCGAGUGUGUGCCGCUCACUGAGCGCUCAGCAGAAAAGUCGCAAGGAGCUUAUUUUGUACAAGCUCAGAGAACAGCUCAUCAAAGCCAAGCGCUUCACCGUCAAAACGAUUCUGGAUAUCUACAUUCCCAUCCGUCAGUUCUUCUAUAACCUGAUCCACCCGGAGUACAGCGCCGUGACGGACGUCUACGUGCUCAUGUUUCUGGCCGACACGGUGGACUUCAUCAUCAUCGUGUUCGGGUUCUGGGCCUUCGGGAAACACUCUGCAGCCGCUGACAUCACUUCCUCCCUGUCGGAAGACCAGGUUCCCGAGGCGUUUCUGGUGAUGGUUCUGAUCCAGUUCGGCACUAUGGUGGUGGACCGAGCGCUGUAUCUGAGGAAGACCGUGAUGGGGAAGGUUAUCUUUCAGGUCAUCCUGGUCUUCGGGAUUCACUUCUGGAUGUUCUUCAUUCUCCCCGGCGUCACUGACAGGCGUUUCAGUCAGAACACAGUGGCCCAGCUCUGGUACUUUGUGAAGUGCAUCUACUUCGGUCUGUCGGCGUAUCAGAUCCGCUGCGGUUAUCCCACACGCGUACUGGGAAACUUUCUGACCAAGAGCUACAACUACGUCAACCUGUUCCUCUUCCAGGGCUUCCGGCUGGUGCCGUUCCUGACGGAGCUGCGUGCGGUGAUGGACUGGGUCUGGACCGACACCACGCUCAGCCUGUCCAGCUGGAUCUGUGUGGAGGACAUCUACGCUCACAUCUUUGUGCUCAAGUGCUGGAGAGAGUCGGAGAAGAGGUAUCCUCAGCCCCGGGGACAGAAGAAGAAGAAGGUGGUGAAGUACGGCAUGGGCGGGAUGAUCGUGAUGCUGCUCAUCUGCAUCGUCUGGUUUCCUCUGCUCUUCAUGUCUCUGGUCAAAUCUGUGGCUGGAGUCGUCAACAAACCGCUGGACGUGUCCGUCACCAUCACACUGGGCGGCUUCCAGGUACUCACACUCAAACCACUGCGAUCAUCCUCAACUGAAACACACAUUCUGCAACACUUCACUUAAAGCUGCAGUGUGUGA
Pimephales promelas (fathead minnow) is the source of this 7221-nucleotide messenger RNA. The record is from RefSeq and is a predicted model, not a curated record. NCBI's taxonomy places the organism in Eukaryota, Metazoa, Chordata, Actinopteri, Cypriniformes, Leuciscidae.